Molecule: messenger RNA, 261 nt
Organism: Symbiodinium natans
Lineage: Eukaryota; Dinophyceae; Suessiales; Symbiodiniaceae
Source: the annotation of a GenBank genome assembly
AUGAGCUCCAACCUGGAACGGGUCAACGAGAAAGGUGAGGGUGGCAUCCGACCUUUCUUCGGCGUCGACCGGCCCUACACUGAGGAGAUCUGCAACGAGCUUCGUGCAAGGAUGGAGGGCCGAGGGGACACCGCCCAGCGCAGGCAGCAGACCUUCUUGCUUGACCAGGUGACGAAGUUGACUGCUGAGCUCCCCCUGAUCAUGGCCAAGCGUGGCAUCCAGUGGCUCGCUCGAACUUCUGGGAACAACACGAGAGUCUAG